AUGGAAAAGUUAGACAUCAAUUCGCAAGAAGUGUAUGAAGAUAUGCAGAAUGCCUUUUUGAAGCAGGACAAAUUCGACUUUUUGGCUAUAUCAGAUGGAAAUGUGAUAAACUCGUACAUGAAAAAAAAUGUCAUAGACUGGAACAAUCGCUACAGUUACAACCAACUGAAAAACAAAGACAGCUUAAUCAUGUUCCUAGUGAAUAUAUUUAGGUCUCUUUUUCUUUCUAACUGUAUUGAUAAAAACAUUGACACUGUUUUAUCUAGCAUAGAAGAAAUGUUCACAGACCACUAUUACAACCCAAUGCAUAGCCGAUUGAAAUAUUUGAUAGACGACGUGGGAAUAUUUUUCACAAAGUUACCAAUAACGAAGGCUUUCCACACAUACAACAAAAAGUAUAGAAUAACAAAAAGGUUAUACGCACCCCCAACAUUUAAUGAAGUUAGACACAUCCUCAAUCUUGCGCAGAUUCUGUCACUUGAAGAUGGUCUAGACUUGUUAACCUUUGAUGCUGAUGAAACACUCUACCCAGAUGGCUAUGAUUUUCACGAUGAAGUUUUAGCUAGCUACAUUUCCAGCUUGCUAAAAAAAAUGAACAUAGCAAUAGUAACUGCGGCCUCAUACAGCAACGAUGCGAAAAAAUAUCAAAAGAGAUUAGAAAAUCUGUUACUAUACUUCUCCAAGCAUAAUAUCGAAGAUAAGUCGUACGAAAAUUUUUAUGUUAUGGGCGGUGAGAGUAAUUAUUUAUUUAAAUGCAAUGAAGAAGCAAAUUUAUAUUCGGUUCCUGAAGGGGAGUGGUACCAUUAUAAAAAAUAUGUAGACAAAGAAACAAUUCAGAAAAUAUUAGAUAUAUCAGAAGAAUGCUUACAACAAGUAAUUACGGAUUUUAAAUUGUUAGCACAAAUACAUAGAAAAGAAAAAUCAAUAGGUCUAGUCCCAGAUAAGAUUCCAUCCGUAAAUAAUCAAAACGAACAAAAGAAUUAUAUGAUAAAAUAUGAAGUUCUAGAAGAAGCAGUUAUCCGUGUGAAAAAGGAAAUAGUAAAAAACAAAAUAACUGCACCCUAUUGUGCCUUUAAUGGGGGACAGGAAUUGUGGGUAGACAUUGGAAAUAAGGCAGAAGGGUUAAUAAUUUUACAAAAAUUGUUGAAAAUAGAAAAAAAAAAGUGUUGUCAUAUUGGUGAUCAAUUUUUACACUCAGGAAAUGAUUUUCCCACGAGGUUCUGCAGUUUAACCUUAUGGAUUAGCAAUCCCCAGGAAACUAAAGCCUGCUUAAAAAGUAUAAUGAACCUAAAUAUGAAGUCCUUUAUCCCUGAAGUUUUAUAUGAAAAUGAAUAA
This is a messenger RNA of Plasmodium gonderi, 1335 nucleotides long. Its product is annotated as IMP-specific 5'-nucleotidase. Gene Ontology annotation, molecular function: magnesium ion binding. The coding region runs from base 1 to 1335 and encodes 444 amino acids. Lineage: Eukaryota; Apicomplexa; Aconoidasida; Haemosporida; Plasmodiidae. Gene Ontology annotation, biological process: nicotinamide riboside biosynthetic process; nucleotide metabolic process; nicotinic acid riboside biosynthetic process. The record is from RefSeq and is a predicted model, not a curated record. The transcript has 9 exons.